UCUCUAGAAUUUACUCAGAAUGGUGCCAAAAAACAAAAAAACAUCAAGUGAGCGGCAGUUCUGUGAUUGGAAAUGCCUUGUUGAUGAGAGAGGUCAACAGAGAAUGGCCAGAGUGGUUCGAACUGAAGAAGUCUACGCUCCCUGAGGCCUCUACAAAUAUGAAUGACAGCUUAAGGUGACCCAUGCCGCCCCUUCCCUUAUGGACCAUGAACAUCCCAAACCAUCACCCUGGAUUAUACCCAGUCCACGGUCCUCCACCCCACCGAUUACACACAGGAACUUCUUUUACAAGAGAAACCAUGUAACACAUGAGUUAAAGUCAGGUCCAGACGGUGGGGUAACUCAAGAGGAGGGCUGUCCUGUAUGUGGUGACAGGGUGUCAGGAUAUCACUAUGGCCUGCUCACCUGUGAGAGCUGUAAGGGCUUUUUUAAGCGUUCCGUGCAGAACAACAAAUGCUACACGUGUGCGGAGAGACAGAGCUGUCCCAUGGACCCGGCCCAGAGGAAGCGAUGCCCUUACUGUCGCUUUCAGAAAUGUCUAGCUGUGGGCAUGAAGAGAGAGGCUGUACGUGCAGACAGAAUGAGAGGUGGACGAAACAAGUUUGGACCUCUAUAUCGGCGAGACAGGCAACAGAAACAGCAAAGAGGCACCUAUCAUCACCAAGCGAACACUGCCCCAUACAGGAUCAAACUUGAGGCACCACAAGCUUCGUUACCUGCAAUGUCUCAUGAUUUUCAUGUCCCCAACCCAUCCCCUGCUCCUCCUGGAUGUGACCAUUACCACCCACCUCAGCCCUUUUCUCCCAAUAUGAGCCAAUCAGAGUUCCCCAUGCUGUUGGACUGCACCAUGCCCAGAGACCAGACACUGCCUGAUACAUCCCUUCCUUUUCACACACCGUACUAUCCAGGCUUCCAUAUAUACCCUCAUGAAAAAAGAGAGAUCCCGCUUAACUAUAGCCCUGCUUCUGUAAUGUCCCCUGCUCCGAUCUCGCGUGUUCUUUCCACACCUACACCAACACCCACCACUAGACUGACACCAACCUCGACUCCAAGGUCAACACCAACUCCAAUACAGAGCUUGACGCUCACCUCAACUUCGACCGCAACCCCAAGUUUAUGUUUCCUGAGCCAGCUCCUGCAAGCUGAGCCAGAUGAGAAGCAGUUCUGCAUGCGGGUGUUAGCAAGCCUCCAAAGAGAACAGGCCUGCAGAGGAAAACACGAUCGCCUCAACACCUUCAGCAUCAUGUGCAAAAUGGCCGACCAGACCUUGUUUGGAUUAGUGGAGUGGGCCCGCAACAGCACGCUGUUUAAGGAACUUAAGGUGGAGGAUCAAAUGGUGCUCCUGCAGAGCUGCUGGAGUGAACUACUUGUCCUGGAUCACCUUUGCAGGCAGGUAGCUAAAGGGAAAGAUGGGAGCAUUUGUCUGAUUACUGGACAACAGAUUGAGGUAUCAACCAUUGUCAGUCAGGCUGGAGUAAUGCUCAGUAGUUUGGUGUCCAGAGCCCAGGACCUUGUAUCCAAGCUGAGGUCACUUCAGUUGGACAGAGAGGAGUUUGUGUGUCUCAAAAAUCUGGUUCUCUUCAACCCAGAUGUAAAAUCAGUACAGGAUCACAGGUAGGUAGAACAGACUCAAGAGCGUGUGAACAGAGCUCUGAUGGACCACACUAUGCAGACACACCCAGGUCACUCGGACAAGUUUGGGCAGCUGCUGCUCCGUCUGCCCGAGGUGCGCAGCAUCAGUCUGCAGGUGGAGGAGUACCUUUAUCAGCGCCACCUUCUGGGAGAUUUACCUUGUAACUCACUUCUGACUGAGAUGCUGCAUGCCAAGCACACCUAAGACUCAACCAUAGCAAAGUCUGUCUUCUCAAAUGCUUUUGUAAACCUAUGUUCAAUACCUGUAUCUGGACACUGGAUUUGUGUUACAAAAAUGUUUAUAGUAUAUGAACACAACUUCCAUUUUCAUCUUCAGGCAAGUUGAAAUUCCAGUUUUUCACUAGCUGGCACUACCUGACAGUCUAAACAAUAGGAACAAUGGCUACUUUCAGGUAUUUUUGUGUAUGCCAUGUGAAAGGCACACCCAGACAUCUCUAUGCAGAAAUGUUUUUAACUGUUCACUCCCAGUCCAUUUGCAGAAAUCACAUCUGGUCCUAAAAUAAUAUACAAGUGUUCAAACACUGCCAAUUAUAAAGAGCUUGUCUACAUCCCUAAAGAACAGACACAUAUUCUCAUAACAUAUUUUGCUGCAUUGUAAUCAAUAUAGUUUACAGAGGGUUUCAAAUUAAAGUGUCAGUAGGUAUCUGUAUGAGUCAGAUUGUAUGUUUCCUGCAUCUAGAAUGCAGCAAUAGAAAUGUCUCAAAGCAUGUCAAGGACAAGUCCAGGCCAUAUUUCACCCUAAAAUCUAAAGGAGGAAAAAAUUGCUAGAAAAUUAAGCGUUUUUUGUUAAUUUGUGAAAAUGUCCUUAAUUGUCACAAAAAUAUCACAGUUCAACAAAAACUAAUUUUAUGGUCCUAUAUAUAUUUGCAAUCAAAAUUAUUCAACCCCCCUGACCAAUACAUUCUGGUGAUGUGAAUUAAAACACAACUAAACCUCAGUAAACAGUCAAAAUAAGUUUUUAAUACACAUUUGAGUGAUUUUGAGAACAAAGAGUUCAGUUUACCCAAAUUUUAAAAUAAAAAAUAACUAAUUCUCUCCACAAAUGUCAUGUCAAAAAUAUUCAACCCCCAAAGUCAAUCAUUUGUGGAGCAUCCUUUAUCCUUAAUAACAGCAAAUAAAUGUUUCAGGUAAGUAUUCUCAGGCUUCGGACACCUCUCUAUUAGAAUUUUUACACAUUUCUCAUGAGCAAAAGCUUCCAGCUCAUUGACAUUCUUUGGUUUCUGUGCUGCCACUGCUUCCUUGAAAUCCCAACAAAGGUUUGCAAUGGGAUUUUAAUGAUGGACUGAAAGGGCCAUUUAAGGACAUUCCACGACCUAUCCCUGAACCAGAUUUUGGACAACCUGGAUGUAUCCUUGGUGUUAUUGUCUUGCUGGAAAGUCCAGUGAUCACAAGCUUCAAUUUACACACUGAAGGCAUCACAUUUUUCAUGCCAAAAUGGCCUGAUACCUGAAAGAAUCCAAGGUGUCAGUCACAUAGUCAGGAUAGCCGUUUCCUGCAGCCACAAAACACACCCAUAACAGGACUGACCCAUCUCCAUGCUUGACUGUGGGGAUGGUGUCGUUCUUGUCAUCACCUUGUCAUCUUACUCCAGACGUACUGCUGACCCAUGGGUCUAAAACUCAUUUUCAGUUUAGUGUCAUACGUCUAUAAAACCUUCUUCCAGGACUCCACAGGUCUUUCCUAAUUACUUCUUGAAUAUUCAAGUCAACAUUUCCCUUGGUGAAGUUUUGCUUUCUUCCACACCCAAGAAGGUUGCUGUUGUACCAUAUUUUAAAAAUGUAUGAAUGGUGCUGCCAACUUUGUCUAUUGGAAAUUGAAGUGCCUUGGAAAUGUACUUUUAGCCAUGACCUUUCUUGUGUAAUGAAAUAAUCUCCUCUAUUAGCCUUUGAGACAGCUUAUUUUUAAUUGCAUUUUUUGCAUAGAAAUCCAUUUUUGCUUACAACUCUAAACUUAAAUUUUAAAACUUAAGUGCCAUUCCAGAUUGAUGACUUGAUUUUGUUUUAAAACAAUUACUUGUGUAGCCUUACAUAUUUAAGAAACAGCUACAUGCAAUAGGGGUUGAAUAAUUAUUAAAAAAUCCUGCUAUUUAGAAAUAUUAGGUUAUAUAUUCACACUAUGACUUUGAAUGUGUCACUCAAGUGAUAUAGAUGUAAUGUUUAAAAAUUCUGGGUCACCAGAAAAGCUUACCUUUGUAAAUCCUUACUGUCUUGGGGGGGUUGAAUAAUUUCGAUUGCAACUGUAUAUAUGUAUAUAUAUAUACACACACACACAUACAGUACUGUGCAAAAGUUUUAGGCACUUGUGAAAAAUGUUGCAUAGUGAGGAUGUCUUCAAAAAUAAUGACAUAAAUAGUUUUCAUUUAUCACUUAAUGUCAUACAAAGUCCAGUAAACAUAAAAAAAAAAAGCUAAAUCAAUAUUUUGCCUUCAAAUCAGCACCAAUUCUCUUAGGUACACCUGGACACAGAUUUUCUUGGUUUUGGCAGAUAGGAUGUUCCAAGCUUCUUGGAGAAUUCACCACAGUUCUUCUAUCUAUUUAGACUGUCUCAGUUUCUUCUGUCUCUUUAUGUAAUCUCAGACUGACAUGAUGUUCAGUGGGAGCUUUGUGGGGGCCAUGACAUCUGUUGUAGGGCUCCCUGUUCUUCUGUUCUAAUCUUUUCUAUAUGCAAAAGUAAUGUUUGAGAGUCUAACAUGUAUAUAUCCUAUUGACACACUAAAGCUGAAGAUAUAAAUAACCAUCUUAAGACAAAUGUUUCUGUGAAACAUCUUAUGUGCAUAAGACUUUUGCACAGAACUGUGUGUGUGUAUAUAUAUAUAUAUACACACACACAGGUGCAUCUCAAUAAAUUAGAAUGUCGUGGAAAAGUUCAUUUAUUUCAGU
Molecule: messenger RNA, 4532 nt
Organism: Myxocyprinus asiaticus (Chinese sucker)
Lineage: Eukaryota; Metazoa; Chordata; Actinopteri; Cypriniformes; Catostomidae
Product: nuclear receptor subfamily 5 group A member 2-like
Exons: 8
Coding region: 200-1618 (472 amino acids)
Biological process (GO): hormone-mediated signaling pathway; tissue development; regulation of transcription by RNA polymerase II
Cellular component (GO): RNA polymerase II transcription regulator complex
Molecular function (GO): zinc ion binding; RNA polymerase II cis-regulatory region sequence-specific DNA binding; nuclear receptor activity
Source: RefSeq, a predicted model, not a curated record